AUGGCUGGUUCAUUUUCAUUUGUUGAUGAUCUUAUACGUGAUUAUCUUAAUUAUCGUGGUCUAACAAGUACUUUACGAACAUUCGAUAAUGAAAUAUCAAAAAAUCCAAUUGGACAAUUUCGUGCUGAUCGUAUAACAGAACAAUUAACAUUAUAUAUUCAUCAAUUUGAUAUAAAUAAUUUAAUUGAUUAUUGGACACAAAUUGAACAACAUCUUUUAUCAGCAUUAAUUAUACGUUCACAACAACAAACAAAUGUUCUAACAAAAAUUCGUACAAAUUUAUAUCGUUGUUAUUUAAUACAUGCAAUACAAUCAUCAAAAACGGAAAAAAUCAAUGAAUUUUUUGAUCGUUUAGCUAAAAUUUUACAACAAUCAAAUGAAUGGACGAAAGAAUGGUUUGCAUUACCAUUUAUAAAAAAUCCCGAAGAGAAUUCAAUAUUUCAAUUAUAUUUUUCUAAACAAUGGAAUGAUCUUUUUUGGAUUUCAUUACAAAAUUUUCUAUCAACAGCGUUUUAUCAUAUGACACCACCGAAGAUCUGUUCAUUAGAAGAAAAUAAUGCACAACAAUUUGGAAAUUUAAUUAGUCAACAAACAACAAAUUCGAAAACUUUACUUCCACCUUCAGCUCGUAUUGAUCCAUCAAUAUCUCAAUUUGCUGAAGUUGUUGAUGAAAUUCAAAUAUCUCCAAAUCCAUCUACGAAUGAACAACAACGUCAAACAAAUUCAACAAUUAUAUCAAAAUUUCGACAUAAUUUUUUACCUAAUACAAAACAAACAACAUCACGAAAUAAAUUACCAUCUAAAACAAGUUUUGCUCAACGUUCACAAGAAUCAACAACUGGUAAUCAAAUUUUAUUAUCAACAGAUGAUACAACAAUAUCACAAGUACCAAUUUUACCAACAACAACAGCAACAACAUCAUCUCUUUUAACUACACGACCUAAAUCAGCAUCGUUUAUUCAUGAUGAUGCUCAUAUCGAUAUGAAUGAAGAGAGGUUGAUUCAUUUGGCAGAAUUAAAACAUCAUUCAGGUACAAUUAUUGACUGUAAAUUAAAUAUGGAUGGUUCAUUUUAUUCUACACUUGAUGUUCAAAGUCAUGUUAAAAUCUGGUCAACUUCUGAUGAUUUUGAUAUAAUUACUUCGCUUACAUCUCGUUCAGCACUUCAAUGUCAAGCAUUUGAUACUCAUGAACCAUUCUUGUAUCUUGGUACAUCAGUAUCAACUAUUAAAGUAUUCCAUAUAACAGAAAAACGUAUUGUAAACGAAGCAAUUAUCGAUAAAAAUUAUCCGAGAAUAAUGUAUCUUCAGCCAUAUACAAAUCAAAAUCGUCUUUUUGUUUCACUAGCAAGUACAAGUCGUUUAAAUACAAUAGAUAAUAAUCGUAUACGUUCUGGUCGUGUAUCUAUUCUUGAUUUAAAUACAUGGUCUGUUGAACGUGUGUUAGCGGAUGAUGAUGAAAAUUUUGUUACAUGUUUAAAUAUACAUCCAGAUAAACAAUUACUUGUUUUAGGUUUUAAUGAUGGAAAAGUAGCAUUAUAUGAUAUUCGUUCAAAUACAUUGAUUCAUCAAAAACAACAACAUUCACGUUUUAUUCAAGAUAUCCAUUUUGUCAAUGAUUAUUUGUAUACAAUUGGAAACGAUAAUAUAAUUGUUCAAUCAAAUCUAUCUUCAUUUGAUCAAGUAGUAAAAUCUUAUGAAUUACCUUAUUCAGCUGUUGGACCAUUUCAAACAUCAACUUCCGUAUCACCCAGUGAAACUAGUACACCUCUGUUUUCUGCUCAAAAAAUAUUUCCAUUUAAUAAUAACAGUAAUAAUUUAUUUCCAAUUGGUAGUGUUUUCGAUAUUGAUCCAUAUGAUUCUGAUCGUUUAAUAACAUGUAGUCCGAUCAAUGCUCGUUUUUAUCGUUUAUCAAGUAAUAAUGUAGAUGAUAAACUUCGAUUUCCAACAUUACCAAAUUCUUCUUUCGAAAAUUUUGAGUUAAAUUUUCCAAGUACAUGUGUACAUUGGAAUAAAGACAAAGAUAUGUGUAUGACAGCACAUACAAAUGGAAUAAUUCAAUUAUAUCGACGAAUAAAUAAACCUGAUAUAUAA
This is a messenger RNA of Adineta steineri, 2091 nucleotides long. NCBI's taxonomy places the organism in Eukaryota, Metazoa, Rotifera, Eurotatoria, Adinetida, Adinetidae. The record is from the annotation of a GenBank genome assembly.